AUGGCUUUUGGCAGGAUGCUCGUGGCUGAAUCUAGCGGAGGCUCAGCGGCGGGGUCGCCAGCGUCUUGGCCAUCAGUUGAAAAAAAAAAUGCCGCGACCAUGUGUUGGACGUGUACGGCGGCGGAAGUAGCUCCGGUGGAAGGUCGGCGGCGGAGUGGCGACGGUUGGCCUUCGGAGGCAGAGGUUACGACAGUAAAUAUUCUUACAGCUAAAAAUCUCCUCAAUCAAGGCCAUCUCUAUCUUGAUGUCAGGACUGAGGAAGAGUUCAAGAAUGGGCACGUGGAGAACGCCUUGAACAUACCUUACAUGAUCAAUACUCCAAAAGGCAUGGUGAAGAACCCCAGAUUUGUGGAUCAAGUUCUGUCCCUCUUGGGCAAGGAAUAUAAGCUUGUUCUGGGGUGCAAAAGUGGUGUUAGGUCCUUACAUGCAGCUACCGAACUUGUUAACGCAGAGUUCAAGCAUGUGUACAACAUGGGAGGAGGAAUCAGUGCCUGGAUUGACAAUGGAUUUGCGGUGGUGAAGCCACAUAGUGAGGAAUUAUAAUUAUAACUAAAUCGUUUAAAAGCAAAUAACAAUUAGAUAGAUGAUGCAUUUUAUUCAGACAUUGUCGGCUCAAAGAUAAGGCCCCUAUUAUUAAGUACAAUUUUGGUGGUGUUGGAUAUGUUAUUUGACACUCAAUAUUUUGUGUGGUGAGUACCGUUUCAUAGUUUCAACUGUACAAUUGACACAUGACUUAGUAAUUUGACUUCAUUUCGUCUCCA
Messenger RNA from Striga asiatica, 761 nucleotides. NCBI's taxonomy places the organism in Eukaryota, Viridiplantae, Streptophyta, Magnoliopsida, Lamiales, Orobanchaceae. The record is from the annotation of a GenBank genome assembly.